CCGGGAUAUAGCGGGGAUAUAGUAUCGCCCUUAAAGACCGUUAAAGAACGUAAACAAAGCGUCUAAUGAUAUGGAGAAGCAGACAAAGAUAAUUAUUUUUCGACCAAAUAACAUCAAUUAAUUUGACCAUGAGUGUGAGUGAAGAGGCAUGUCUGGAGGACUCCGAAGAGUUAAUAGAAGAUGUGGAAGAGGGGGAGGAGCUCCAAAUGGAACAGUCCACUCCAGAGAAGAGGGCCAGGCAUGCCAUCACAGGUCGAGGAGUGACCAUUCAGAUGUUGAUGGCUGACGGAAUGAUACAGGCUGGAGAAGGGGUUCUCUCCCUUGAAUAUCUGGGCCAGAAGUUUACUGCAGACCUGCUACCUAACGGGAAGAUCAAGUCGUGUGAGACGGGGGAAGUGUUCGGCUCACCUAGCUCAUGGGCAAUCUUCUGUAAGAAGCUUGUCAAUCCGGCCAAGAAGUCUGGUUGUGGAUGGGCAUCUGUGAAGUACAAGGGCAGGAAACUGGACUCAUGGAAAACCAGCUGGUUCCGACAACAAAAGCCUCGCAAACCCAACAUACCCGGCUCACAGUCUCCAGCCAGCAGUAUUCUGAGUGACACCUCUGAUUCUCAUCUGAAAUCACCGGAUGAUAUAAAGUGUCACCGUGUGUCUGAUAUUAAGAGUCAUGUGACUGAUGUUAUGGGGAACAUUUCUCACCCCAGCAGCUAUGCAAGCCUAGCACAGAUCUCGGUCAUGUCAGACAGGGAGCCAGUUCAACAGGAGGCAGACUUGAUUACAGAUAACAGUUAUGUGCUUGACCUAACAGUGAAACCAAGGAAGUCAGAGACUCCAUCAGUAGAAAGUGCAACAAGAAAUAUAUCUGACGUUGCAUCAUUCUGCUUCAUGGGCGAGCAAGAAGAAGCACUGAAUCUGUCAUUAAAACCUGACCCUCUGGGAUAUAAAUCCACCUCGUCAGUCGUCAAAACUGAGACGUUGCCUUGCCUCAGUGGGAGUGCAGAGAUGGGAUCCAGGGAUAAAACACCCGUCAGACACUCAUCCCUGCCACAUAAAAAGGCUAAUAUGGAUAUGAACCAGCUGGUUGCAUGUGAAUUUUUUGCUUCAUCUGGAAAUGUCCAGCCAUACACCGUCUCGAUGUCAACCAAUUCACUGCUUCUUAUUGAUUUUCACUGUCAUUUAACUACUAGUGAGGUAGUGGGUUACCUGGGUGGAAAAUGGGACCAGACUUCCCAACAUUUAAGUAUCCAGCAGGCAUUUCCAUGCCGAUGUCGACUCAGUGAUGCCCAGAAUGCCCCAUUAGUCGAGGAAGAGAUUCGGUCAACCAUGAAGCACCAAGGUAUGUCAUUGGUUGGCUGGUACCACUCCCACCCUUACUGCCAGCCUGAGCCAUCUGUAAGGGACGUGGAGUGUCAGAUGGGCUACCAGCUGAAAAUGAGGGGCAACAAGUCAAACUAUUACCCUUGUGUCGGCAUUAUUAACUCCCCGUAUUAUAAUAAGUCGCUAACAACGGCUUCGUCAUUACAGAUGUACAUGACCAUGCCGCCUACAGAGAAUAGCAAAUCUGAUAUUGGUGUUCCUAUGAAGUUGAAGUACACAGUGAAGCAGAAUCACUCAGUCAGUGAAGAAGCGUUAAAGGAAAUGCACAGAGUGGUGGAGUUUUACCGCAGGGCACCUGAUUGGAUCUCCUUUCAACAUACAUGGCACCCUGGGGUUAACUUCCUCGAGAAACUAAAGACGUCACUUCUGAACAAACUUCCGGAGGAUCAGGGGGAGACCAACUCACUGCUUGACUACAUCCACCACCUGCUGAUGGUGUGAACUUAAAAGUGUGUAAGAUUUUCCCUGGUGGAACGAACCUGGACAGUGUGUAAGGUCCCUACUGAUCAUGUUAACUUGGACAGUAGUGUAAGGUCCCUGCUGGUCACAUGGACUUGGACAGUGUGUAAGGUCCCUGCUGGUCACAUGGACUUGGACAGUGUGUAAGGUCCCUACUGAUCAUGUUAACUUGGACAGUAGUGUAAGGUCCCUGCUGGUCAUAUGGACUUGGACAGUGUGUAAGGUCCCUGCUGGUCAUAUGGACUUGGACAGUGUGUAAGGUCCCUGCUGGUCACAUGGACUUGGGCAGUUUGUAAGGUCCCUGCUGGUCACGUGAUCUUGGACAGUGUGUAAGGUCCCUGCUGGUCACGUGAUCUUGGACAGUGUGUAAGGUCCCUGCUGGUCACAUGAUCUUGGACAGUGUGUAAGGUCCCUGCUGAUCACAUGAUCUUGGACAGUGUGUAAGGUCUCUGCUGAUCAUGUUAACUUGGACAGUGUGUAAGGUCCCUGCUGAUCACAUGGACUUGGACAGUGUGUAAGGUCCCUGCUGGUCAUAUGGACUUGGACAAUGUGUAAGGUCCCUGCUGGUCACAUGGACUUGGACAGUUUGUAAGGUCCCUGCUGAUCACAUGGACUUGGACAGUGUGUAAGGUCCCUGCUGGUCACAUGGACUUGGACAGUAGUGUAAGGUCCCUGCUGAUCACAUGGACUUGGACAGUGUGUAAGGUCCCUGCUGGUCAUAUGGACUUGGACAGUGUGUACGGUCCCUGCUGAUCACAUAGACUUGGACAGUGUGUAAGGUCCCUGCUGGUCACAUGGACUUGGACAGUGUGUAAGGUCCCUGCUGAUCACAUGGACUUGGACAGUGUGUAAGGUCCCUGCUUAUCACAUGGACUUGGACAGUGUGUAAGGUCCCUGCUGAUCAUGUUAACUUGGACAUUGUGUAAGGUCCCUGCUGAUCACAUGGACUUGGACAGUGUGUAAGGUCCCUGCUGGUCACAUGAACUUGGACAGUGUGUAAGGUCCCUGCUGGUCACAUAAACUUGGACAGUGUGUCAGGUCCCUGCCGAUCACAUGGACUUGGACAGUAGUGUAAGGUCCCUGCUGAUCACAUGAUCUUGGACAGUAGUGUAAGGUCCCUGCUGAUCACAUGGACUUGGACAGUGUGUAAGGUCCCUGCUGAUCACAUGGACUGACAGUGUGUCAGGUCCCUGCUGGUCACAUAAACUUGGACAGUGUGUCAGGUCCCUGCUGGUCACAUGGACUUGGACAGUGUGUAAGGUCCCUGCUGGUCACAUGGACUUGGACAGUGUGUAAGGACCAUGAACUUGGACAGUAGUGUAAGGUCCCUGCUGGUCAAAUGGACUUGGACAGUGUGUAAGGACCAUGGACUUGGGACAGUGUGUAAGGUCCCUGCUGGUCACGUGAUCUUGGACAGUGUGUAAGGUCCCUGCUGGUCACGUGAUCUUGGACAGUGUGUAAUGUCCCUGCUGGUCACAUGAUCUUGGACAGUGUGUAAGGUCCCUGCUGGUCACAUGGACUUGGACAGUGUGUAAGGUCCCUGCUGGUCACAUGGACUUGGACAGUGUGUAAGGUCCCUGCUGGUCACAUGGACUUGGGCAGUUUGUAAGGUCCCUGCUGGUCACGUGAUCUUGGACAGUGUGUAAGGUCCCUGCUGGUCACGUGAUCUUGGACAGUGUGUAAGGUCCCUGCUGGUCACAUGAUCUUGGACAGUGUGUAAGGUCCCUGCUGGUCACAUGGACUUGGACAGUGUGUAAGGUCCCUGCUGAUCACAUGGACUUGGACAGUGUGUAAGGUCCCUGCUGGGCACAUGGACUUGGCCAGUGUGUAAGGUCCCUGCUGGUCACAUAGUGGACAGUGUGUCAGGUCCCUGCUGGUCACAUGGACUUGGACAGUGUGUAAGGUCCCUGCUGGUCACAUGGACUUGGACAGUGUGUAAGGUCCCUGCUGGUCACAUGGACUUGGACAGUGUGUAAGGUCCCUGCUGAUCACAUGAUCUUGGACAGUGUGUCAGGUCCCUGCUGAUCACAUGAUCUUGGGACAGUGUGUCAGGUCCCUGCUGGUCACAUGAUCUUGGACAGUGUGUCAGGUCCCUGCUGGGCACAUGAUCUUGGACAGUGUGUCAGGUCCCUGCUGAUCAUAUGAUCUUGGACAGUGUGUCAGGUCCCUGCUGAUCACAUGAUCUUGGACAGUGUGUCAGGUCCCUGCUGAUCAUAUGAUCUUGGACAGUAAGGUCCAGUUUGUUUGAAUUGUUCGACUAAAAAGAGAAAUGCUCCAUUACCCAGAAAUAUUUUCAACACUAUGAUUUGUUGGAAAUCUCUAUUUUUAUAUUAAGGAAAUUUGUGAUAAUUAUGUAAAAUAUUUUCUUAGCAGUUCACAAAUACAUUUUUUCUUAUAGUAUUCACUACAAUGUAUUGGUUUGUUCUCUUUGCUGUCAUUGUAUCAUAAUACACACUGUCAUUAUGUAUAUUUAUAAACAUGUGUUUGCUGUGUUUUAAAGGUGGCACAAUAAUAAAUACAUUUUUGAUUGCUACUUUUUAUUAUUGUCAUGUGUGUAACAUGGUACAUGUUAACUAAUAAUGAUUAUUACAUGGAAUGUGUAACUAUCUAAUUCUUAAAAUUGUAUCUGUAUGAUGAAAACCUAUUGUAUAAUAAAAAUAUAAAUCUAA
Mya arenaria is the source of this 4501-nucleotide messenger RNA. RefSeq names its product MPN domain-containing protein-like. Gene Ontology annotation, molecular function: polyubiquitin modification-dependent protein binding; metallopeptidase activity. The transcript has 16 exons. Bases 129 to 1814 code for a protein of 561 amino acids. The record is from RefSeq and is a predicted model, not a curated record. Gene Ontology annotation, cellular component: BRISC complex; BRCA1-A complex. Lineage: Eukaryota; Metazoa; Mollusca; Bivalvia; Myida; Myidae. Gene Ontology annotation, biological process: double-strand break repair.